AUGGCGGACGAUCAGAAUUCUCUCCUCGACCUAGCCGACUUCGAGCUAGAUCCGUAUGUCAGCGGUCCACUGCCGCAGAACGACCAAGAUGAUCAGUUCGGCGACGCUGGCUCCAGGCGAUCACCACUGCAAGGCCAGUCGCUGAUGCCAGGCCAAACCGGCUCCAACGAUUACUCGCUCGACCUUGCCGGCAACCUGUCGAACACGUACCAUCCCACGAGCGCCCCAGCGCAGUCCCUGAUGCCACACCACUCAGAAUUCCCCAACUACCAUUCGCCUGACCUCACUGGAAACCUCUCCGACGUUUUUCACUUCGGCGCAAACCCGUACCACACCAGCGGCGGUGCGCCUGACCCUCACGCUCAACCUGCUCUGCCUGACCGAGUCGCCUCUUCACCUCGGCGCUGGCAGUCCUUCAACAACUGGAACAUGCCAAACGUGGUCUGUGUCGACCCAUUGUACCCACCGCCUGGCAUGAACUAUCACCCAUCCGCCACCCCUUAUGCCAACACAAGCAACGGACAGUACGGCACGCGACACACUCAGAUGGGCAGGGCUCCACGGUUCGAACACUUGAACCAGCAGCCACUUGUGCGUCCAUUCCCGGAUCAGCAUCUGCACACGGACAUGUUCGACAUGCACCAGUCUCGAUCAGGACCGUCCACACCCACAGUUCUGUCAGGUCCAGCGGUGGUCGAAAGUGUCUUGCGCGCAAAGCGUAUGCAAAAGCAGAGUCUCGGACAGCCACGGGAGCAUGCUCAACAGGCGUCAGCAAGGCGUCCUCUCUCAGUACCUCAUCAAGACAGUAACCACAUCGACGCUCGUCUGCGCUCACCCGUGCAGAAUAUCACCCAGGCCACGCGUCCCAGCAACAUCUCUCCCUCGACACAAGCCGCCUCCCCAUACAACAACACCCUUGCGGUUGAGACACCAAACCAGAUCGGUCCCCAUCUGCGUUCAUCUGCACCCAAAGCCACUCGGACUACGCGCUCGAGCGGCAAUCUCCAUCAAACUCAAGCUCGAUCUCCAUACAACAACGGGCUCACAACGGCUCCGACCCAACCUGCUCCGGCUCAAACCAACCUGGCGCCUCAUCCGACUGCUCAACCCGGCCCGAACACCACAGCAGGGCAAGGCCAAUACCAGUACGCGCCGCACCCUUCCCUGAUCAACGCCCAGGCUUGCAGGGAGUUCAUCGCCAGUCGCAAGAUCGCCAACGCGAAGUCUGUGACGAUCAAAGCGUCCGACGAUUGGGUCCAGGUGGACGCUCUGAAACAGCGUCAUAUCGAGGCAAUUUUCCACGCGGUGACGGCGCAGUGGGACCAUAGCCCCGCAGGCUGCGAAACGAUGAGCGCUGAAGGAAUGAAGCGCUACCGUAAGCAACAGCAGGAGGCAUAUGCGAAGGCUCUAGGCAAGAUGGAGGACGCCGAGACCAGGCAGGCUUAUGGGGUGAGCCAAAAGACUCUGGACGUGGUCGUCGCCAAACCGAAGCAGCAGAACAAGGAUGUGCCGCAAAGCCCUCUGCACAUCCAGAAGUGCAGCGCCAGGAUUGCGAACAUAGUUCAUGUCAUCGCAAGCAACAAGCUUGUUGCGAAGGACUUCCUUGAUGGGGUGAACCUCGACGACCUUGCGCGCAACCCUCUUUACGUUCUGCAGAAGAAGGUCGGAUCACUGAAGAGCAACGGCCGCCGCAAAAUUACCAAAGACGAGACCUACACUGAGCUCGAGGACCUCAAGCGGAAGAGCGGGAUUGUCGAGCCGAAGGGCGGGAAGCGAAAGCGAGGGCCGAAGACUACUCAAGAGGUGGAGGUCCAAGAUGAGGAGGACGAGGACGAGGACGAGUUUGCCGACGAAUACCUAGAGGAAGAUGAUGACGAUGACAUGAGGAGCGAUAUCAUCGUCUUGGUAGGAAAGCCGGCGAAGCGCCGCAAGAGGAGUGAUAAGUGA
This is a messenger RNA of Saxophila tyrrhenica, 1947 nucleotides long. RefSeq lists its product as uncharacterized. Lineage: Eukaryota; Fungi; Ascomycota; Dothideomycetes; Mycosphaerellales; Extremaceae. The coding region runs from base 1 to 1947 and encodes 648 amino acids. The transcript is spliced from 4 exons. The record is from RefSeq and is a predicted model, not a curated record.